AUGCUCCACAUCGAGAAAGGCUCCCCCUGGACAGCCAGGUUACCCUUCGACAUCGAAAAUUGGAUUGAACUUGGCCUCGGAAUCAUCGUGAUUCUGCUUCGACUGUACGCGCGAGCCAAGGUGGUGGGCAUCAAGAAAAGGCAACCCGACGAUUACAUUACUGUCCUGGUUUUCUUUCUCUGGGCUGUGGAGGUGCUCAUGUUUAAAUUUGUUGUCCGCUUUGGGGCCAAUACCGGACUCAACGACGAGCAGAGAGCCUCAAUCAGCGUGGCAGAAAUGCGCGAGCGGGUGUUUGGAACCCAGUGCCUUCUGGCCGGCUGGCUUCUCUACGUGUCUCUUCUCUGGGCGCUCAAGGCCUGCAUGUUGUUUUUCUAUAACCGCCUGACCAUAGGCCUUCCCCAGCAGAGAUUCGUCAAGUUCGCCGCGUGCUUCUGCUUUGUAACCUACCUCGCUGCAAUCCUGACCAUCCUUCUGCACUGCACCCCGCUGGAAAAAUUAUGGCAGAUUUCUCCUAAUCCUGGCCGGUAUUGCACCCAAGCCACGGCGAAUUACAUUGUCGUUGCCGUAACCAAUGUCUCGACGGAUGCCACCUUGCUCCUCAUCCCGCUACCCCUACUGAUCCGAGUGCGACUCCCCACGCGACGCAAGGUGGCAAUUGGCUUGUUGCUCAGCGGAGGUAUAUUCGUGAUGAUGGCCGCUCUAUUGCGUUGCUUUAUUUCCCUCGAGAGCAUCGAAUCCGUCAAUGCGAGCAACGUGUGGGGAGUGCGCGAGACGUUCGCUGCCGUUGUCGCCGUCAACGCGCCCUGUAUCAAACCACUGUUCAGCACGCGUGCCUCGAAUGAGGAAUCCGCGAGGGAUCCGUCGCGCGGGAAAGGUGGAGCCGGAAGCCACAGUCUGACCGUGUUUGGCCAGGCAACGCCGGGAGUGAGCCGGAAACGAUCCGAGGCCGAACUGAUCGUCGAGGAUAGCCAAUCUCAGAUUGUGAGUGAUAUUCGGGGAGGGCUGGACCGGGUGGUGGACGAGGAGGCGGGACGAGGCAUGACGGGGAUCCAGGUGACGACCGUGUAUGAGGUGAAGCGCGACCCGCGCAGGGGCAAUACAGAAUGA
Molecule: messenger RNA, 1107 nt
Organism: Aspergillus ibericus CBS 121593
Lineage: Eukaryota; Fungi; Ascomycota; Eurotiomycetes; Eurotiales; Aspergillaceae
Exons: 8
Coding region: 1-1107 (368 amino acids)
Source: RefSeq, a predicted model, not a curated record